Molecule: messenger RNA, 2046 nt
Organism: Aspergillus japonicus CBS 114.51
Lineage: Eukaryota; Fungi; Ascomycota; Eurotiomycetes; Eurotiales; Aspergillaceae
Product: ESCRT-II subunit protein VPS36
Exons: 3
Coding region: 98-1969 (623 amino acids)
Biological process (GO): protein transport to vacuole involved in ubiquitin-dependent protein catabolic process via the multivesicular body sorting pathway
Cellular component (GO): late endosome membrane; ESCRT II complex
Molecular function (GO): phosphatidylinositol-3-phosphate binding; ubiquitin binding
Source: RefSeq, a predicted model, not a curated record
AAACAAUCGAACAUAUCUCUCAAUUAAUCUUCAAACAAGAAAGAUUUUGCUCUCUUCACAGCUCGACCGGUGAAGAGAUGCUGUUUGGUUUGACUAGAUGUUCUUCAAGCCUUUGGAUUUAACCACCGCACUUCGACCUGCACUUUUGCCCGAUGAAACCUUAUUAUUUGUCCAGGAUGCGGUGGGGUUGUACGAAGGGAAAUACAAAAUUCCCAACUACCAGAAUGGACAUGCAUACUUGACCUCGCACCGGGUGUGCUAUGUCGCGCUCGAGGAGCCACGGAAGUACUCUGUUGCCAUCGAUCUGAAAGAGGUUGAUAGGGCGGAGUAUCAGGCAGGCUUCCUGAAAUCGUCACCGAAGAUCACAUUGUAUCCCAAGCCGCCAAAGAGCUCCCUCAGCAAAUCGAAGAGCGCUGGCGCGAGCCCAUCUCGGGGGCAGUCACCGGGCCUUCUGGCCCCUGGACCUCAGAUUCAGCCUGUCACUCCCAAGGCCAUCAAUGCGACUUGGGUUUGUCCGAUUUGCUCGUUUUCUAAUCCCGUGCCUUCGAGCUUCGACCCCUCUACAGCCACAGCGUCGACACCAAUCCCACCUUGUUUAGCUUGUGGCAUUAAACCGCCCUUAGCUACAAUUCUAAAAGCCGUGAUCACUGCCACAGCCAGCCGAGAUGGUCCUCUAACCCAAACUAAUCCGACUUUGUCCGGGCUUGGAGACGCAGCUCCAGUCAACGGCUCUCGGAGCUUAUCGUCCCCGGACAACGCUCAGGUGUCAUGUCCACGUUGCACAUUUGUGAAUCACCCGUCUCUCGCCGAAUGUGAGAUCUGUGGUGCUUCCCUGGCAGCGGCGGUGGGUGCUUUCAAGUCUACCGAGAUGGAUUCGUAUCGCGCAGAAUCGCCAGCACCCGUUUUCAGCCAUAAUAGCAUUAAGAGCACGGAGAUUACUGACUGUAUGAAAUUGUCUUUCCGGGCGGGUGGUAUACAGAUCUUUCAUGAGAGAUUGAAAGGCGCUUUGAUCCAGAGAAAAUGGUUGCUUUAUGAUGCCCCACCCGUGCCGCAGCAGCCGUCGCAAUCGAACGCGAUCGCUUCUCCGGGCUUAACAGUGGCUUCACCUGCGGAAGGGAGUGUGCCAUCACCAUCCCGGUCUCCUGGAGUGGGCAUUGCAGGCCUCGAACAGCGAGGUCUCCAGGCCCGCAAGAACAAUGAAUUUGUCAUUGGAAAUGCGUUUGAGGACUUAGAGGCACUGAUGGCAUCUGCCAAGCAGGUUAUGGCGCUUGCUGCGUCUAUGCGACAGACGGGCAUGACCAAUGGCGAUCUCUCAGGGGAAGCGAAUGCAGUCCUUCUAGAGUCUGCAGAAACGAUGGGGAUGGUGACGACCAAGGAUAUGCUUGGUAGUGGCGCUGGGAGCUUGUACAUCUCAGAACUCUCCCGGAAUCUGGCCGAGUAUUUGACCGACGACCGCAAGGGCUUGCUCAACAAAGAAGGCGGCAUCAUAAGCCUUAUUGACCUCUGGGCGAUAUUCAACCGGUCUCGGAACGGCGUUGAGCUCGUCAGCCCCUCCGAUUUCCAAAAGGCAGCGGAGCUAUGGGAGACACUUAGACUGCCGGUGCGCCUACGCCAAUUCAAAAGUGGCUUGCUUGUUGUUCAGAGGUGGGACUGGAGUGACGAGGAGACACUCCGAAAGAUACAGACCUGGAUGACAGAGCUCCGACAGGUGCUUCCAACGGAACCAGUUGCCUGGGACUGGCGUAUGUUUGGACGUGCCGUCACAGCCCAGGAGGCAGCACAGCGAUUCGGAUGGAGUGUCGGUGUUGCAGCGGAGGAGUUAGAAAUGGCCGAGGACAAGGGAGUCCUCUGCCGGGAGGAGGGCAUUGAAGGAUUACGAUUCUGGGCCAACUUUCUGUCUGACACCUCCAUUGUCGGUGAUUUGGGGCUGUCAGGGAUAGUUCUAGACGAUGUCAAUAGGUGUAUCUAAGCAGUAAUAUUAUAGAGAACAUUGGCGUUGACAGAUAGCAGACAUGUGUGUGUCCGUGGAAAUUGGGACAAAGGGAC